Messenger RNA from Dunckerocampus dactyliophorus (ringed pipefish), 1017 nucleotides. It is a transcript of the gene cnmd, whose product is annotated as chondromodulin. The record is from RefSeq and is a predicted model, not a curated record. The transcript is spliced from 7 exons. Gene Ontology annotation, biological process: negative regulation of endothelial cell proliferation; negative regulation of angiogenesis. NCBI's taxonomy places the organism in Eukaryota, Metazoa, Chordata, Actinopteri, Syngnathiformes, Syngnathidae. Bases 10 to 1017 code for a protein of 335 amino acids.
GAGGGCAUCAUGAAGGAGACGAUGGAAGAACACCCCAAAACGCAUCAAUCUGGUUGUUUUGAAACCCUCACACCAUGGGUCCAAAAUCCCUCAGGGGCCGGUCGGCUGCUGAGAUAUGGAGCUGUGGUUCUCAUCGUCGGCGCCGUGUUGAUGAUCUGUGCCUCCAUGGCCGCUCUCCUCCUGAGGAAAGAAAGCGAGCGGAAUGUGUACAGUGUUCAUUACAGCAUGAACAUCAACGGGGAGGCCAGGGAGGGCUCUGUGGAAAUUGAUUCCGACGACAACGUGGAGAGGUUCAAAACCAGGAGCGGAGACGAGGAGGCCGUGGAGAUCCGUGACUUCCAAAGUGGAAUAACUGCAAUCCGAUUCUUCGGGGGAGACAAGUGUUAUAUAAAAUCCCAAAUCAAAGGCAACCUUCCGCGAAUGGGAGCUCACAACAAAGAGUCACUGAUGUCUGACCUGGCUGACGAAGACAUGCCAGUGAGGUUUGAUGACGAGUUCCUCAUAUGGGUAUCUUCAGAGCAGCCACUGAAGGACACCGCUUUCUUGAGCCGCAAGAUUCUGGCUCUGUGCGAGGAGCUUCCUAUUUACUGGCUCCAACCUCUCAUUCCCAAAGAUGGGGAGAGGAGGAAGAGGAGGAGGAGGAGGAACGCUCAGCGGGCCAAGCGGCAGUCCCACGUGGAGGUGUUGGAGGUGGCGGGAAAGGAGGGCUUCUCCAGGUUAGAGGACGGAAGGGAGGAGGGGCCUCAGUCCGACGUGGGCUCGGGAUUCAACCCCGAGAAUCCCUAUCAUCGCAGCGGAGACGCCGGCGAGGGAAACGCUGUGACCUUUGACUCCAUGCUGGACCACCAGGGGAUCUGCUGCUCUGAAUGCCAGCGCGGCUACACGCACUGUCAGAGAAUAUGCGAGCCUCUGCGCGGACACUGGCCCUGGCCGUACAACUACAGAGGAUGCCAGGUCGCUUGCAGAGUCAUUAUGCCUUGCCGUUGGUGGGUAGCGCGCAUUUUAGGUAUCGUGUAG